Molecule: messenger RNA, 470 nt
Organism: Odontomachus brunneus
Lineage: Eukaryota; Metazoa; Arthropoda; Insecta; Hymenoptera; Formicidae
Gene: ND-B8
Product: NADH dehydrogenase [ubiquinone] 1 alpha subcomplex subunit 2
Exons: 3
Coding region: 122-400 (92 amino acids)
Source: RefSeq, a predicted model, not a curated record
ACUCUGCCAUUACCAGCCAUCUCCAGCAUCUCUAUCAAUUGACCUAACCUCGAAAGUACGGUCUUUUGGUAAAUUGUAGUGAAAGUGAUAUAUGUUUCUCAAAGCUUUUAACUAUUGAAAGAUGGCUACUGUGAAAUUCGGGAAGCACCUGAAAGAGUUGAGAAUUCUCCUGUGUCAAACGUCUAAAUCUAGUCAAGGCGUUAGAGACUUCAUCGAGCAACAGUAUGUACCUUUGAAGAAAAAUAAUCCGACAUUUCCCGUUUUAAUUAGAGAAUGUUCCUCGAUUGAGCCAAAACUAUACGCGCGUUAUGAGUAUGGUGUAGAACGUUGUAUGGCUUUAUCGAAUCUAAAAUCGGAAGACAUACUUGGCAAAAUUCGAGAGUUAGCGUCCCAAAAAUAGAUGUAAAUUAUUAUAUUGAUAUGUAUCGUGUUAUGUAUAGUGUUUUAAUAAAAUAGUUGUGUCAAUGGAA